This is a messenger RNA of Mercenaria mercenaria, 4576 nucleotides long. RefSeq names its product protein max-like. Gene Ontology annotation, biological process: positive regulation of transcription by RNA polymerase II. The record is from RefSeq and is a predicted model, not a curated record. The transcript has 5 exons. Lineage: Eukaryota; Metazoa; Mollusca; Bivalvia; Venerida; Veneridae. The coding region runs from base 73 to 537 and encodes 154 amino acids. Gene Ontology annotation, molecular function: DNA-binding transcription factor activity; protein dimerization activity. Gene Ontology annotation, cellular component: RNA polymerase II transcription regulator complex.
AUUCGUAUGCCUGGCUGAUUUCAUGUUUAUUGAUUUCUUUUACAGGAAGACGACGAAGAUGGGUUUAGUAGUAUGGGAACUCAAAGCACACAUUUUAUGACACCGGCAGAAAGACGAGCUCAUCAUAAUGCACUGGAGAGGAAGAGAAGAGAUCAUAUUAAAGAAAGUUUUACCAGUUUAAGAGAUUCUGUGCCUCAGUUACAAAGUGAAAAGUGUGACCGUGGUAAAAGGACAACAUCUCAGUCUCCAAAAGUAUCAAGAGCACAGAUUCUCAAAAAGGCAGCAGAUUACAUUACAUAUAUGAGACGCAAAAACCAUAGUCAUCAGCAAGAUAUUGAAGAGUUAAAGAGACAUAAUAAUGUUUUAGAACAACAAAUUAAAUCUUUAGAAAAAGCAAAAAGUACAGGACAGUUUGCUGUAUCUGGAUCAGUGAAUUCUCAUGGAGGGACAUUGUCUUUUGACAUGUCAGGAUCUGAUUCUGAGGAAAAUCAUGGACAAAUACCAGUAGCGAAAAAAAUCAAACUCUCAGUUGAUUGAUAGUGAAUGGAAGUAGACUAAACUUUUGUGACAAGUUGUAAUAAUAAUGAUGCAACCAAAGUUCGUACACACCGGAUUGGAUUUAAUAAGAAGUCAUCUUAAUAUUUUAUAAAUUGAAAGUGUUCUGUGAAGUGAUAUAUUCCUGGAUUAUAAUGAUUUAAAUGGCAAGGUGAUGAGGUACAUCACCUAAAGAAAAGGAUCAUUUCUUAUGUUUCAUGUCCUUUAUGACACAUUUCUAUAAAUUGACUGUAGCCAUAGUAAUAUGGCUGAACAGUGUUCAUGUUUCCAUGUUAAUUUGGUUAUUCAUUCAUUUUUAGCUCGACUAUUCAUAGAAUAGUGAGCUAUUGCACUCGCCUAUGCGUCGGCGUCCGCGUCCGCGUCCCGAUUUUGGUUAAGGUUUUGUAUGUAAGCUGGUAUCUCAGUAACCACUUGUGGGAAUGGAUUGAAACUUCACACACUUAUUCACUGUGACAAACUGACUUACAUUGCACAGGUUCCAUAACUCUAUUUUGCUUUUUUACAAAAUUAUGCCCCUUUUUCGACUUAGAAAUUUUUGGUUAAGGUUUUGUAUGUAAGCUGGUAACUCAGUAACCACUUGUGGGAAUGGAUUGAAACUUCACACACUUAUUCACUGUGAUGAACUGAUCAACCUUGCACAGGUUCCAUAACUCUAUUUUGCUUUUUUACAAAAUUAUGCCCCUUUUUCGACUUAGAAAUUUUUGGUUAAGGUUUUGUAUGUAAGCUGGUAUCUCAGUACUUACUAAUGGGAAUGGAUUGAAACUUCACAUACUUGUUCACUAUCAUGAUCUGACAUGCACUAAGCAAGUCCCAUAACUCUACUCUCUUUUUUUUCAAAAUUAUGCCCCUUUUUCGACUUAGCAGUUUUUGGUUAAAUUUUUGUAUGUAAUCUGAUAUCUCAGUAUCCACUAAUUGGAAUGGAUUGAAACUUCACACACUUGUUCACUGUCAUGAUCUAACAUGCACUGUGAAGGUCCCAUAACUCUACUUGGCAUUUUUACAAAAUUAUGCCCCUUUGACUUAGCAGUUUUUUGUUAAGUUUUUGUAUGUAAGCUGGUAUCUCAGUAUCCACAAAUUGGAAAGGAUUGAAACUUCACACACUUGUUCACUGUCAUGAUAUGACAUGCAGUACAGAGGUUCAAUACCUCUACUUUGCAUUUUACAAAAUUAUGCCCCUUUUUCAACUUUUGUAUUCAUUCAGUUGACAAGGCUGUUGAAUAGUCGAGCGUUGCUGUCCUCCGACAGCUCUUGUUCAAACUGUUACGACUUCAAAAAAUAUGCCGUAGCAAUUGUUCUACCUCAGUUUGUAUUGUUCAAGUUUUUAUGCAGUAUCCAUUUUCGCUGGAAUGGUGUAUACUAUAGUUUGAAAGGAAAGUCAUUUACUGCAGUAUUUUUGUUCUUGUUAGGAAUGUUUGAACAUGUGUUAGAAAUUCAUUUGUGUUUGUAAUUGAACACUUGUCAUUGUUACAAACAAACUGCACAAUUAAUGAAGGAAGCAUUCAAAAUGCCAGUGAUGCAGAAUAUUUCAGAGAGAAAUUGUGUGCAUUGUAAUGCUAUAAACACUUGGAUGUCAGUCCAAAAUAUUAUUGCUAGAAUUUACUAGAAAUGUGUCAUAAAUUGACAUGAAACGCCGUUGCUGUUGGGAAUUCAUUCUACUCUGUGAACUACACAAAGACACUGAACAUAUAAAUUGGUGCAGUUAUACUCUUUCCUUCCAAUCUGGUAUUGGAAUAUAUUUGUUGUACAUAUAAUUAGUUUGAAAUAGAACAUGAUUGUUUAAGUUUAUAAGCAGUGUUUGAUCAAAGUUUGAAAAAAUAUGUCAUAAUGAUGCAAAGUCCCCAAUUAAACUUUUAGUAACUUCAGCCUAAGUUACAUAAAAAGCUCUGUUAUUAAAACACAUUCUUGAUCAUAAAGUUGAUUUUUAGUAUCACCAAAGUGAUAUAUUUUUGUGAUGAGCAGUAUUUUAUCAGAAGUGCAUGGUCUUAAUUCUGUAGAAUAUAUCAAUGAGAAAGGCCUUCGGAAACCUGAAAAUACAUUGUGUAGCUUGAUUUAAUAAAUUACAUUUUUAGCUCACCUGAGCACGAAGUGCUCAAAGGUGAGCUUUUGUGAUCACCCUGUGUCCGUCAGUCGUCUGUCGUCAACAAUUUGACUGUUAACACUCUAGAGGUCACAAUUUUGGCCCAAUCUUAAUGAAACUUGGUCAUAAUGUUACCCUCAAUAAAAUCUUGGACGAGUUCGAUAUUGGGUCAUCUGGGGUCAAAAACUAGGUCAUCAGGUCAAAUCAAAGGAAAAGCUUGUUAACUCUCCAGAGGUCACAAUUUUGGCCAAAUCUUAAUGAAACUUGUUCAGAAUGUUACUCUCAAUAAAAUCUUGGACAUGUUUGAUAUUGGGUCAUCUAGGGUCUAAAACUAGGUCACCAGGUCAAAUCAAAGGAAAAGCUUGUUAACACUCUAGAGGUCACAAUUUUGGCCCGAUCUUAAUGAAGAUUGGUCAGAAUGUUACCCUCAAUAAAAUCUUGGACAAGUUUGAUAUUGGAUCAUCUGGGGUCAAACACAAGGUCACCAGGUCAAAUCAAAGGUAAAGCUUGUUAACACUGUAGAGGCCACAUUUAUGACUGUAUCUUCAUGAAUCUUGGUCAGAAUGUUAAUCUUGAUAGUCUCAAGGUCCAACUGAAUCUGGGUCAUGUAGGAUCAAAAACUAGGUCACCAGGUCAAAUAAGAGGAAAAGCUAGUUAACACUGUAGAGGCCACAUUUAUGACCAUAUCUUAAUCAAGACUUAAUGAAACUUGGUCAGAAUGUUGAUCUUAAUGAUCUAUAGGUCAAGUUCAAAUCUGGGUCAGGUGGGGUCGAAAACUAGGUCACUAGGUCAAUUCAAAGGAAAAGCUUGUUAACACUCGAGAGGCCACAUUUAUGACUGUAUCUUCAUGAAACUUAGUCAGAAUGUUAAUCUUGAUGAUCAUUAGAUCAAGUUCGAAUCUGGGUCCAGGGGCAGCGAAAUCUUAUUUUGACUUGCUUGUCCGUUUUUGUCAUUUGCUAUUUUUUAUUUGUACGUAUGAUAGUUAUAUAGUAAAUUCUGGUCAAAUUUCACUUGUCCAUACAAGCUUUGGGACAACCUGGGCAAUACGGACAAUUGAAUUUGCCACCCCUGUGGGUCAUGUUGGGUCAAAAACUAGGUCAACCGGUCAAAUCGAAGGAAAAUUAGUUAACUCUUUAGAGACCACAUUUAUGACCGUAUCUUAAUGAAACUUGGUCAGAAUGUUAAUCUUGAUGAUCUUCUUAGGUCAAUAGGUCAGGUGAGAGAUACAGGGCCUUCAUGGCCCUCUUGUUUAAUCUUCAUAAACAGUUUUCUAGACUUUACUCAGUUCACUUACUUCUGUUCUCACUCUUUGCUUUGCCCUCUCUGCAUAGUAUUUCCAUUCAUGAGUUACUAGUAAAUGGAUUGAGAAAGAACUACAUUCCAGAGUUUACAUCUUGAUACACAAUUAUUUUAGUCUCCACACGUAGUAAUAUCUACUUUAGAACAGCCAUAUAAUGUUUAUACACAUUUGUUAAAAACUUUCCAUAAAAUGUAAAGUUUUUACUGUAACACAGAUGUUUGCAAAAAUGGAGAGAAAUCCAUAGAAGUCGCUUAUGUAUUUAGUAUGGUGUUCUGCUGGGGCCAUCAAUUCACAACUCCACCUGUUGAUAGGCAAGGGAAAAUUUACGUUGCAUGGGGACGAGAACGCAUUGUGAAGGCAUAAUAUUUAUAUAUGGUAUUUUCACAUCCUGGGUGCCAUCUUUAAGCUUCCACGUAUCAUUGUCUCAUGACUUUUGCAAGGUGGCGGAAUGAUGGCCCUAAAGGAACACCAUAACUUAAGUUUCUGUAUGAUUUAAUAUAGAGAAACUAAAGGAGAUUGACGAGUUUUUGUACAAAUAAUUUACUUGUAUUCAGCUGCCAUGAAUUUUGAUAAACAUUUGUCCUGCUCUUCUAGUUGUUUAUGUUAUAUUGAUGUAUAGAUUUUAAUAAAUUGUAAAAAAUGGA